AUGGAUAGGCAGGUUUUUUGAAAUUUUUCUUGCAUACACAACGUUACUACCAAUAGGACACAAUAGAAACACACAACCAUCACAUACCUAAUCCCGUUACUUUAAAUGCAAGUAAUAGGGCAGGGCAAGCCUCGGGCACUGCACAAAAUAAACAUCAAGCAAAGAGGGGAAAAAAAAAUUGAUCAAGAAGGACACAAAGGAAGUCAGAAAGAACUUCAACACGCCGAGGAAUAGUAAGUCUGUAGUUCUAAUGCACGUUGUGGAAGGCCUUUUCCAACCCACCUUGGGAGAAGAGGCGAGACUGCCUAUGCUUUACCCACCGGGCGUGGUUGAUGAUUGGUCUCCGGAGUUGGAGGUGUCUAACGAGGAAGUGACCAGGGUUGUCCUAGCAAGGAUAUGGAGGGGGGUAUACGAGGAGUUCGCUCCCAGACGAACAGGCCUGUAUGACAGAUGCUUGGCCUAG
This is a messenger RNA of Heterotrigona itama, 463 nucleotides long. The record is from the annotation of a GenBank genome assembly. Lineage: Eukaryota; Metazoa; Arthropoda; Insecta; Hymenoptera; Apidae.